Messenger RNA from Rhineura floridana, 957 nucleotides. RefSeq names its product olfactory receptor 14A16-like. The transcript has a single exon. Gene Ontology annotation, biological process: G protein-coupled receptor signaling pathway. Gene Ontology annotation, cellular component: membrane. Gene Ontology annotation, molecular function: olfactory receptor activity; odorant binding; G protein-coupled receptor activity. Bases 1 to 957 code for a protein of 318 amino acids. The record is from RefSeq and is a predicted model, not a curated record. NCBI's taxonomy places the organism in Eukaryota, Metazoa, Chordata, Lepidosauria, Squamata, Rhineuridae.
AUGUCGAACAUAACUGUCAUAGAAAGCUUCCUACUUCUGGGAUUUUCUGGAGGCCGAGAACUUCAGGUUUUACACUUUGUCAUCUUCUUGGCAAUGUACCUGGCUAUACUGAUAGGAAAUCUUCUGAUCAUUACCCUUGUAAUUAUUAGUAGUCACCUGCACACCCCAAUGUAUUUCUUUCUUGUCAACCUAUCAAUCCUUGACCUUGGAUCAACCUCUGUCAUCAUGCCUAAAUCCAUGGCCAAUUCCCUCAAGAAUAUACAGCUGAUUUCAUAUUCUGAAUGUGUUACACAAAUGUUUUUCUUUCUCCUUUUCCUGUCAUCGGACUUCUUCCUCCUCACUGUCAUGGCCUAUGAUCGAUAUGUAGCCAUCUGUCACCCACUGCACUAUUCAUCUAUGAUGAAGUGGAGUAGCUGCAUCCAGAUGGCAGGAGGAGCAUGGAUGGGAGGUUUCCUUAAUGCUGUUUUGCACACUGGAACUGUUUUUUCACUGCCCUUCUGCUCCAACGUCAUUAACCAGUUCUUCUGUGAAAUCCCACAUGUUGUGAAGAUCUCCUGUUCUGAUUCAUACCUCAGUGAGCUUUGGGCUCUUCUCUUUAGUUCAAUACCAGGUUUUGGCUGCUUUGUGUUCAUUGUCAUGUCUUAUGUGCAGAUCUUUACCACAGUGCUGAGAAUGCCUUCUUUGGCAAACAGGCAGAAAGCCUUCUCGACUUGCAUUCCCCACAUCACAGUUAUCUCCAUACUUUUUGGAACUGGCAUGUUUGCCUAUUUUAUGCCAACCUCUAACUCUCCAUACAAUGUGGAUCAAGUGCUUGCUGUGUUAUAUAUUGUAAUGCCUCCAAUGAUGAACCCAAUAAUCUACAGCAUGAGGAAUAAAGAUGUCAAAGCUGCCUUGUGGAAGUUGCUUGGUUUUAUUCUUGGUAAGAAGAAUAAAAAGAUGCCUCCCAUUCAUCUGUAA